UGCUCGGCUCUCUGCGCAGCGUUUCGUGGCGGAGGGCAGCGGCGGGUCACCAGCGGCUCGGAGAGAGAAACGCAGCGGAGCCGCACAUCCACACACAGCCCGCAGCGAACACGCAGACACAGGCGAGCAGAGAGUCAAAAUCAUGAACCCUGUCUACAGCCCUGCACCAACAGGGGUUCCUUAUGUCAACCCUAAAGGAAUAGGAUACCCAGCUGGGUUUCCUGUUGGCUAUGCAGCGGCUGCCCCUGCGUAUUCUCCCAAUGUGUACCCUGGAGGUAACCCAGCUUUUCCCACAGGCUACGCUCCAGGAACACCAUUCAAAAUGUCCUGCUCCCCAACAACAGGUGCUGUGCCUCCCUACUCUUCAUCACCCAACCCCUACCCUGCUGCUGUGUACCCUGUGAGGAGCUCCUAUCCUCAGCAGAAUCCCUAUGCUCAGCAGCAAGGCACUUACUACACACAGCCUCUGUAUGCUGCUCCUCCCCAUGUAAUUCAUCAUACUACAGUUGUUCAGCCCAAUGGCAUGCCAGCAGCUAUAUAUGCUCCUCCCAUCCCUCCUCCCCGUCCUAAUGGAGUCGCCAUGGGAAUGGUAGCAGGCACCACUAUGGCAAUGUCCGCUGGGACUUUAUUAACAACUCACUCCCCAAGUCCAGUAGCUCCCCACCCAGUCACAGUGCCCACAUAUCGACCCCCUGGCACACCCACCUACAGCUAUGUGCCCCCUCAGUGGUGAACAGGUGGCACUGUCAGAAGAUGGUAGAUAUGCAUUCGCACAGUCCAGUAUUUUACAGUUACAGUUGGGGCUGAUGCCACAUGUGUUUCCAGCCAGUUGUUCUUCCUUCCAAGCAUAAUGUGAAUCUGAACCCAGUUGGCAGAAGAGAGAAAAUUGUGGAAUGAGAAUGAGCACCUUUCCAUUCCGACUACAUUUGUUAGCAUUACUCAUGUGUUCUACGGCAUAUCUCAUAUCAGAAGACUAGCUCUUCACGCAGCCUUGUGUUUUGUGGACUGUCUUGCAGUUUUUAUAGCAUUUAACUCUUAAAGUGGUAAAAGGAGAGGGGAAAUGAAAUUAGUUUGUGUUUGGAAACCACGUCGAAUUGAAUGCAUGCAUAUACUGAAAAUGAUAAUGCUAGCUGAAUCUACCUGCCGUGAUUGAUGCAAACUUAUCAGAACAUUACCAGAAGCAAAAUCCAAAGGAUUAGGGGGAGAAAAGCAACUUCACAUUUCAAAUGCAAUGUCUUUAUUGUUAUUUAAUAGAAAAUAUAAUUGCAUUCAUUGUCAAAAAAGACAAGUGUUUUAAAAUCCUUUGCCUUUUUUUGGUUUUAACUUGGAUUUUUGAUUUUUGUAAGUGUAACUUACAUUUCUAUCUGGGCAACACAUGUUGCUCUUCUGCCACUUUGUAUUUGGAGGUGGGAUUGGGUAUUUUUGAUUUAGUGCCUCAAAUGCAGAUCUCCAUUUCUGUUCUGAUUAGUUGAUCAUUCCUCAUGAAUUAUCUGGCUACAGAUAAUUGUUGCACAUAUUUGCCUGUAUGUGUAUAUAGAUUGGUUGGUUGAGCUGCUGAACAAUACUCCUGUAUUGGUGCUGAGAGCAUGCUUACUUUACUGUUUCUUUUUCUUUUCUUUUUUUUUUUCUUAAGUUUGGAUAUGUUAAAGGUCUGGCUGAAAGAGUGACAGUGGAAUCAUUGCUAACGUAACACAUUUUGAAAUGUAAAACUGAUUUAUGUGGUCGAUUUAUAACUCAAACAUGUUUGAUAACACUACUGAGUACAUAGUAACUUAUGAGUUAUUUGGUUAAGAACAUGAAAAGAAACUUCUAUUGCUUGUUACCUCAAGGUUGCACCGUUACUGACUGAAUUUCAUUGUCUUUUUACUUCUUCAUAUAUAUAUAUAUAUUGCCUAUGUCAUCUUGGUUAAAGAAUGUUUUGUAAUGUUUUUUGUGUUUUCGUUUUGUAUUUUCAAGAAAGACCAAAAAUAAAUACAAUAAGUGAA
Pygocentrus nattereri (red-bellied piranha) is the source of this 1985-nucleotide messenger RNA. It is a transcript of the gene fam168b, whose product is annotated as family with sequence similarity 168 member B. The record is from RefSeq and is a predicted model, not a curated record. The transcript has 7 exons. The coding region runs from base 143 to 733 and encodes 196 amino acids. Lineage: Eukaryota; Metazoa; Chordata; Actinopteri; Characiformes; Serrasalmidae.